Messenger RNA from Biomphalaria glabrata, 1468 nucleotides. RefSeq names its product serpin B4-like. The record is from RefSeq and is a predicted model, not a curated record. NCBI's taxonomy places the organism in Eukaryota, Metazoa, Mollusca, Gastropoda, Planorbidae. Gene Ontology annotation, molecular function: serine-type endopeptidase inhibitor activity. The transcript is spliced from 8 exons. Bases 5 to 1222 code for a protein of 405 amino acids.
UAAGAUGUUGUACUGGGCAAUGGUCUUACUCACUGGCCAACUGGCCAGCACCGAUGUCCAAGAGCAGUUGUCCUUGUCAGCGGCAUCUUCAUCUUUCUCUCAGAAUCUUUACCAGAAAUUAUCUGCCAAAGAAUCAACCAUCGUGUAUUCACCUUUCAGCAUUCAUUUGGCUCUAACUAUGAUGUUACUCGGAGCAAGGGAAGACACUGCUACUGAAAUGGAGACCACUCUGGGUAUCUCAUCUCUUGGCGACUCAGUGCACACAGUUUAUAGAGAACUCAUCCAGCAGCUCACGUAUGUAAAUAGGAUUAAGAUCCAUAUUGGGAACAGCCUGUACGUGAGUUCUGACUACCAGAUUUCUCCUAAGUUUAUCGAAGACAGCACCAAUGAUUAUUCCGCCAAAACAUCCAGCAUUGAUUUCUCUGCCAACGGAGGUGCUGAAACAUUAAUCAACGAUUACAUCGCUGCUCAGACAGAGAACAGGAUUCAACAUUUUCUGCAACCAGAAACUCAGUCAAGGGAUACAAUCCUCGUGUUGGUGAACACCGUCUUGUUCAGAGGAGCAUGGCAGAACGUUUUCUCUAGAUCAGUGGUUGAAGACCACUGCUCUAGAUCAUCUACCAAGAAGCAGGACUUUAAGCAAGCAAGUGGAGCUGUAAUACAAGUGAACAUGAUGCAUAACACUGAAAAGAAUAUCCGAUUCAAGAGAGACGUCGCCCAUGGCGUGGAUGUGGUUGUGCUCCCUUUUCAGGGAAAAAGGUUUUGUUUGUACAUCGUGCUACCACACAAGUUGGACGGCAUCACUGACCUAGAAUACCUCUUAGCCCAGCCCAGCAAGGUCGAAGGUCUAUUCUCUGGAUUAAGCCUUCACCUAGUAGACUUAGCCAUUCCAAAGUUCAGAACAGAAACCGCACUGACCCUGAAAACUCCACUCCAAGAAAUGGGGAUGGUCAAAGCGUUCAGUCGAAUGGAGGCGAAUUUUACAGGACUUUCACACAUAGCUCAAGUCCAUAUUGGCCAAGUUCUCCACAGGGCUGUGAUAGACUUACAGGAAAUGGGGAACAUGGCUUCUACAACUAGCUUCGUUGCUGUUGUCGGGGAAGGUAAAGAUCAACUCUACAAGCCAAAGACAGCAAGUUUCAUCGCUGACCAUCCCUUUGUAUACUUCCUGAGAGAUAAUGUAACUGGACAGAUUCUCUUCCAAGGGAAAUUCUCUGGCUGAACUAUUGUCCAGAAAAUUUACGUUUUAAAAUCUAUUUAACUUCUGAACCUGUUAGAAAAUAUAUUUUGUAAAAGUUAUGCGAUAACAAAUUUUUUUUACACAUUUUUUUUUCAUUUUUUAUAUUAAUGACUAGAACCAGAAAAGUUUUAUAUUUUAUUAUUUCUAUAUUAAAAUUUAAGUCAAAGUUUAGACCUAAAUAAACAAAAUGUAUAGAGAUAGAAACAUAUAUUUCUGUAUUCAUUCACU